Messenger RNA from Python bivittatus (Burmese python), 2733 nucleotides. The record is from RefSeq and is a predicted model, not a curated record. NCBI's taxonomy places the organism in Eukaryota, Metazoa, Chordata, Lepidosauria, Squamata, Pythonidae.
AGAUGCUGCAAGACUGUCCAAAAGCUCGAAGGGAAGUUGAACUCCACUGGAGAGCAUCUCAGUGCCCCCAUAUUGUGAAGAUCAUGGAUGUCUAUGAAAACCUUUAUCAGGGUCGAAAAUGUCUCCUGAUAGUGAUGGAAUGUUUGGAUGGUGGGGAACUCUUCAGUCGAAUUCAAGAUAGAGGAGACCAAGCUUUCACAGAAAGAGAGGCUUCUGAAAUAAUGAAAAGUAUUGGAGAAGCCAUCCAGUAUUUACACUCUAUCAACAUUGCACACCGGGAUGUUAAGCCAGAAAACCUUCUAUAUACCUCAAAAAGGCCUAAUGCUGUAUUAAAACUUACAGACUUUGGCUUUGCUAAAGAAACCACCACACAUAACUCCCUAGCUACACCAUGCUACACACCAUACUAUGUGGCUCCAGAAGUACUAGGCCCAGAGAAAUAUGACAAAUCCUGUGAUAUGUGGUCCCUUGGUGUCAUCAUGUAUAUUUUACUGUGUGGCUACCCCCCUUUCUAUUCCAAUCAUGGUCUGGCCAUUUCUCCAGGGAUGAAGAAAAGGAUCAGGAUGGGUCAAUAUGAAUUUCCAAACCCAGAAUGGUCUGAAGUAUCAGAAGAAGUCAAACAGUUGAUUCGAAAUUUGCUGAAAACAGAUCCUACCCAGCGGAUGACUAUAACAGAGUUCAUGAAUCAUCCAUGGAUCAUGCAAUCAAUGCAAGUGCCGCAGACACCUCUGCAUACUAGUAGAGUUUUGAAAGAAGAGAAGGACCUUUGGGAGGAUGUCAAGGAGGAGAUGACAAGUGCCUUGGCCACUAUGAGGGUGGAUUAUGAACAGAUUAAAAUAAAGAAAAUUGAAGACUCCUCUAACCCAUUGCUCAUGAAGAGGCGGAAGAAAGCAAAUCCUUCUGAACCUGCAGUGCUCCCUCACUGAGAAUUCAGUAGAGCCAGGCCUGAUGGUUGUGAAAGCAAUAACAAUAUCUAUAUAUUUUUAAAACAAAUUGGAAACAAGACUGUCCUAUCAAACACAUGGAAUUCAGCUCUUUAUAUCAGACUAGUUAUUUGUUCUAGCUGCCCUUCAUGUUUCUGACCUUUCUAGGAUGAGGCAGGAAACAGCUGCUGUACAAUACAUCCUUUUAUUAUUUUAAUUUUUUUUUUCUUAUGGUCCAGUAGGAAAAAGAUUCUGAUAAUUGGAUUUUUAUUGGUAAAAUCUCCCUUGGUAUUCCCCUGCCCCCCAGAAACACUGAAAUUCCUGUGAUUACCUUUUAAGGGUUAAUAAUAAUAAUAUAUAUAUAUAUAUCUAUAUUUUUAAAAUUACUGUAGAGUUGAAAAUCCCAACAGAGUCCUGUGCAAGGUAUCAUGCUGUUUGUUUUGUUUUGUUUUUUGUUUUGUUUUGUUUUGUUUUGUUUAGAGAUAAAGGCUUUUGGUUUGUUUCAAAAGAGAUUCUGGGCUAUUGAAGAAAUGCCAUCUGAAACAAAGGCAUUGUGAUUUUUUAUUUUCAUUUAACACCAAGAACUGUUUUGUUGUUUUUGCACCUUGGAAAGACCUCAGUUUGUAAUCUUAAAAGUUAUUGAUCAAAUGUCCCAAGUAUAAGAUAUCAUCUUAAACUGGAAGCCUUCUCUCUUUCUCUCACUCACUGGUAUGCACAGGAUUAUUUCCCCUUUGCUUGUGAUUUAGUAGAUCAUAUAUAAUGCUGUAGUAGGAUGUUUAGUAUAAGGAGGAAGGUCCCCACUUUUUGUAGUUUAACUUGAAUUUCUGAGGGAUAAUGGUGGGAUCCAUGAUACACUCAGAAGUCAGUUAUGAUCUCAGGGUAUUUAGGUGGUAUGACAGAAAGAAGGUGUUUGCUGGUUGACUGAAAACUGAUCUCUUUCAUUAGCUGAUCCUGGAGCAGUAUACCAAAAUAUGUCCUGUUGCCCAGUUUCCACCAUCAUCUCAUUCAGUGUUAAACUGAAUCCAGUUUAAAAGAUCUCAUGCUGUUGCAUCUUGUAGCUGCUCAUAGUGGUCCUUUUUUCUUUAAAAAAAAAAAAAAUUACCAGGAACCCACAACUCUUUAGGCUUACUGCUUAAAUUUGAGAUACGCAUCCCAUGGAAGUGUAGCUUCAAAUUCAUGUAGGGGGGAGCCUGCCCCUGCCAUAACGAUGUAAAAAAUAAAAGUGUGAGGAGAAAUACCAUAAAAAUUAGCUUUUUGUUGGAUGAAUACCUUAGCUUUUGUAGGUAGUAGUUGACCACAUGGCACAAAUAUGUGAUGAUGAUGUGAGUUCUGCUUAGAAAGCCAAAGAUCCACAAUUUUAUUUUGAAGAAGAUGGGGUGGAUCUACAUGGUUUGCAGACUUCAGCUGGGAUUAUCUUUUUGUCUUGGGCACAUUUGUUUAAAAUUGAGAGUUCUUCUGAUUCUUGCUCUGUCUCAUGGAGGGAAAAACUUUGUAUACAAGUUGCCUCAUUUUCCUGAUGGUCAAUUUUUCUGGUUUUCUCAGUAUAUCCUACCAUGAAUGGAUAUCUUUUGCCCUGUUUGUUUUAUUGGUAUUUUAAUUUAAACAUAAACACACACACACAAACACAGAGACAUUUGCUUUCCUUUCCAUUUGAAAAGAAAACUUUAGUUUUUAGUGACAUUUUAGAAACUGUAAGGAAUUUAAUUUGUAAAAAAACGUUCAAUUUGUUUUGGUGUCUUAUUGCUAACAAGAGGAUUUGGUCUGCUUUCCUGCUUUCCCUCAUUUUGGAUUAAAGACACCUAAUACAUCA